CUUAUAGAUGUCACUAGAGUGGAUUACAAUAGAGAGCAGUUUGACGUUAGUGGUGUCUGCAGCUUUUCAUUCUUUCGUUUGAGUGAUUUGAUUACGUUGCUAAUAAUUAUACAUUGUUUGGAAUUAGAAUAUUAAGAUAGGAAUCUAUUCUAAUCUUGUUACCUAGCCUUAUUGGAAAAAUGCAGAUUUUUGUAAAAACUCUCACAGGAAAGACCAUCACGUUAGAGGUCGAAGCAUCUGAUACGAUAGAAAAUGUAAAAGCAAAGAUUCAAGACAAAGAAGGGAUUCCUCCUGAUCAACAAAGACUUAUCUUUGCUGGCAAACAAUUGGAAGAUGGAAGAACUUUGUCUGAUUAUAAUAUUAAAAAAGAAUCUACUCUUCAUUUGGUAUUGCGACUUCGCGGAGGCAUGCAAAUUUUUGUAAAAACUCUUACAGGCAAGACCAUCACUUUAGAAGUUGAAGCAUCAGAUACAAUAGAAAAUGUAAAAGCAAAGAUUCAAGACAAAGAAGGGAUUCCUCCUGAUCAACAAAGACUUAUCUUUGCCGGGAAACAAUUAGAAGAUGGAAGAACUCUUUCAGAUUAUAACAUUCAGAAAGAAUCUACUUUACAUUUGGUAUUGCGACUUCGUGGGGGUAUGCAAAUUUUUGUAAAAACUCUCACGGGAAAGACCAUCACGUUAGAGGUCGAAGCAUCUGAUACGAUAGAAAAUGUCAAGGCUAAAAUACAAGAUAAAGAAGGGAUUCCUCCUGAUCAACAAAGACUUAUUUUUGCCGGGAAACAAUUAGAAGAUGGAAGAACUCUUUCAGAUUAUAACAUUCAGAAAGAAUCCACUCUUCAUUUGGUAUUGCGACUUCGCGGAGGCAUGCAAAUUUUUGUAAAAACUCUUACAGGCAAGACCAUCACUUUAGAAGUUGAAGCAUCAGAUACGAUAGAAAAUGUCAAGGCUAAAAUACAAGAUAAAGAAGGGAUUCCUCCUGAUCAACAAAGACUUAUCUUUGCCGGGAAACAAUUAGAAGAUGGAAGAACUCUUUCAGAUUAUAACAUUCAGAAAGAAUCCACUCUUCAUUUGGUAUUGCGACUUCGCGGAGGCAUGCAAAUUUUUGUAAAAACUCUUACAGGCAAGACCAUCACUUUAGAAGUUGAAGCAUCAGAUACGAUAGAAAAUGUAAAAGCAAAGAUUCAAGACAAAGAAGGGAUUCCUCCUGAUCAACAAAGACUUAUCUUUGCCGGGAAACAAUUAGAAGAUGGAAGAACUCUUUUAGAUUAUAAUAUUCAGAAAGAAUCUACUUUACAUUUGGUUUUGCGUCUUCGUGGAGGCUCAAAUACUUGAAUCAAAGGAUUAUAAAUCCUUAUGUAGUAACAUUUAGUAAACGUCGUAGUAUAUCAACUGAUAGUAAUUAUACAUUUUUUAUAUUUAUUUAAAACCGUUAUUUAUACAAUGUAUGAUACGGUUUAAACAAAAAUCGUAAUAAAUGUGAGCAUGAGCAUUAAUCAUAUGCAAAUGUGCAUGUGCUCCAUAUAUAUAAACAUUAA
Messenger RNA from Vespa mandarinia (Asian giant hornet), 1534 nucleotides. Its product is annotated as polyubiquitin-B. NCBI's taxonomy places the organism in Eukaryota, Metazoa, Arthropoda, Insecta, Hymenoptera, Vespidae. Gene Ontology annotation, molecular function: protein binding. The record is from RefSeq and is a predicted model, not a curated record.